This is a messenger RNA of Acipenser ruthenus (sterlet), 3530 nucleotides long. RefSeq names its product protein ABHD13-like. The record is from RefSeq and is a predicted model, not a curated record. The transcript is spliced from 2 exons. Bases 371 to 1384 code for a protein of 337 amino acids. Gene Ontology annotation, cellular component: membrane. Lineage: Eukaryota; Metazoa; Chordata; Actinopteri; Acipenseriformes; Acipenseridae. Gene Ontology annotation, molecular function: palmitoyl-(protein) hydrolase activity.
ACAUACACAAAUACACACUUUAAAGAAAAGAGAACAUAAAAAAACAGAACUAAAAUAAGAAAACUACAGGCAGCGCACGACUGUUACUAGUACCUAAUAAAAUUGCAGGUUUUAUUUUUUUUCUUGAAUUUCUUAUAGUUAGUUCCGUGGAUAUUUGUUGUCACUCGGAACAGUUUGAGUGCUCACUGCGGCGGCCGUGAGUGUCCUGAAGCAGCAUCUUGCAUAGAAACACAACUCAGAGGAGUCAUAGAAUCAAACCAGAUGUAUAUUUUUUAAUAUUCUGUGGGCGACAAUCGCAGACAGUCUUCAGGAGGAUGAGAAAUAAAACACACAUGCUGUAAAAGGUUAUUCUUCUGAAAAAGAAACUACAAUGGAAAAGUCAUGGAGGUUGUGGACCAUUGCUCAAAAGUGGUUGUUAAAUUUGGCAUCGUGGUCCUGGGGGCUGUGCCGCAUCUCACUGCUGGCUCUGAUAUUAACUUUUCAUCUGUACGGUGGCUUUAUGUUACUUGCACUGAUACUUGCUUCAGUAGCAGGUAUAUUGUACAAAUUCCAAGAUGUGCUGCUGUAUUUUCCCGAUCAGCCUUCCUCUUCUCGCUUGUAUGUUCCUGUGCCUACUGGGAUCCCACAUGAAAACAUCUUUGUAAAAACCAAAGACGGUGUACGUCUUAAUCUCAUUCUGCUUAGAUACACUGGUGACAAUCCAGCAUUUUCACCCACCGUUAUCUACUUCCAUGGGAAUGCUGGCAACAUUGGUCACCGGAUACCCAAUGCACUGUUAAUGCUGGUCAACUUGAAGGUGAACGUAAUACUGGUUGAUUACAGAGGUUAUGGCAAAAGUGAAAGUGAAGCAAGUGAAGAUGGGCUGUAUUUAGAUUCCGAAGCUGUGCUGGACUAUGUCAUGACCAGACCAGACAUAGAUAAAACUAAAAUCAUUCUGUUUGGCCGCUCAUUAGGAGGAGCAGUAGCUGUCCAUCUGGCAUCUGAAAAUCCUCAUCGGAUCUCUGCCAUAAUGGUAGAAAAUACAUUUCUCAGCAUCCCCCACAUGGCCAGUACUUUGUUUUCUUUCUUUCCAAUGAAAUAUCUUCCACUCUGGUGCUACAAAAACAAAUUCCUGUCCUACAAGAAAAUUGCACAAUGCAGGAUGCCUUCGCUUUUCAUCUCCGGACUGUCUGACCAGCUCAUUCCACCAGUCAUGAUGAAGCAGCUGUAUGAACUUUCUCCUUCCCGGACUAAGAGGUUUGCCAUAUUUCCAGAUGGCACUCACAACGACACCUGGCAGUGCCAAGGAUACUUCACAGCCAUUGAACAAUUCAUUAAAGAACUUAUAAAAAACAAUUCUCAUGAAGAAACAACGAUAGCAAUGUCAAAUGUAACAAUUAUAUGAAUCUGGCUUUCUGAUAAUGCAUCGUUUUGUGAAAAGUGGUAACAGAAUGUAACUUUUUAUGUGUAUUUUGUGGGGGUGAGAUUAAAUUCAAAAUGCCAUUUCUGGAUCUUCAUUUUUCUUCUCUAAGGUGAAUGCAUGAGUGUUCCUUUAUGAUUUGAAAAUAUUUUUCAAUAGGUUUCUUUUAAGAACAGUUAUUUUAUUAAACAACAUGUACAAGUAUUACUAAAGCUUUCAUGGUUUGCUAGAAAUGUGUUUUUAAAUGACAUGGUGUUGGCUCAAAUGCUUACCUUGCUAAAAUAUUGCUUGAUCUCUCUGAUAUUAACAUCAUUUAUAUGCUAAUAUCAGUAGACAUAAUAAUUCUCUGCACGUCUUCCAGGGAAUAAAACCAUACAAAAAAAAAACAAAAAACCUUUUGUGUAUCUCUUAAAAAAAUAAAAUAAAAAAUAAUAAAAUAAAUUGCAGUAGUAAUAUAUUAAGCCAUUAAAACAAAUAUUAUGUAUUUCAUGAAUAAUUUUGUCUAGCGCAUUGCACAGAUUUUCUUUUCUGUUUUCUAAAUAGUUUUUUACAGUGUGAUUAAGUUACUGUACGUGGCUCAAAGAAACACAUCUAAUCUUAAUUACUCCUUCCCUCCUAAAAUCAGUUGAUUAUAAAUUUGACAUGAUGAGGAUGUUCUUGUUUUGCUCUACAGUUCAUACACGUUUGCCGACAGGUUUAGUAGUACGUGCAAGUAAUUUAUGUACAUACUAUAAUAUGAGCUGUUUUGAAUGUGAAUUGUAGCCUUACAGAAAUAUUGUACAUUAAAAUGCCAUCACUAAUGCAAUACAGCCCUUGCAGAAUUCAGAAGUGUAAGAAAACACUUCCUUAUUCUGUAUUCAUUCAACCACAAAAUUCAUCUUGUGAUAUUGAUGAAGCUUCAUAAUAUAUUCUUUUUUUUCAUGAUUGCUGACAUUUUUUAUUUUCAAAAUGUGCCACCUAGCCCCUCGUCUGAACUUUGAGUCCUGUAUACACCCAGUGCUUAGUAAGUAGUUAACUAAACUACAAACGAAAGUUAUGCAAUUUUAAUAUUACAGUUGUAUUUAAAAAAAAAAAAAAAAAAAAAAAAAAAAGAAAGUUUCAUUACACUCAGCAUUGGAAUUGGAUAUAUGUGUUGGUUUGUAGUGGCAUGUCCACUUAUUCUUAUUAGGUAACAAAACAAAAAAAAAUGAUUUAUUUAACAGCCUGACAGAAUUACAAACAAACAUCCAAUACGUCCCUUUAAAUUUACAGUAUUGUGUAAUCUGAAUGUGUGUAGCGUUGUUCUUUACUUCUGGUUUUCAGUGUGAUUGAAGUUUAUGGAUUUCUAUUGUGUCGUACUAAGAAAAAGAACUAACUUUUGUUGUUAUUGCCUCUGUAUUUAUGGUCAGUCACCAUAAAAGUGUGUACUGUAUGUAUGCUAACACAAGAGCUCUUUCACUGCAUCGAAGUCAUAAUGAGUGAUUUUUCUACAUUUGUUUUUUUAAUACACCAGUCACACUUUCUAUUUGCUGUAUUGUUACAUGCAAUAAAUUAUUAAAAUUAUCUUCUGUGUCUAUUGAGGCAGUACUGCUCUUUCAUAGUUUACAAAGAUCAUGUUAUGUUAUAAAUAUCAGACUUAUCAUUAACUGGCACCAAAUGCAUUCCCAGUAAAGAAAUACAAUUAUGAAAGCAUAUGCAUGACAUUAAACACAGUGUGCAAGAUGUCUACUGUAAUUCAGGUAAAUUAAAAAAAGCUAUUAAUGCCCAUCACUUAAUACUUCAAUGUAAUUGAAGUGAUCUGUAAAUAGACAGUAUGAUCAUUAUGGUUGCAGGAUCACACUGCUGGAUGUAAUUGUAAUGUAAUUUAAAAAAAUAACCUAUGGAACGGUUCAUAUUGUAAGGAUUUGACAGUCUGUCUCAGGUACCAAAAAUGUUUAGAAAAUAUAUCUUAAAAUCUUUUGUACAGGUACUGUAGGAAAUUGAAUCAAGUGUACAAGAAGAUGCUCGCUUCUGAGUCAAUACAAUUGGGACAAAGGGUUUUAAUAGUAAGGAAGGCAGUUAUUCAAGUACAGCCUCCUCUAGGUCUCUGUUUAACUGUAUAUGACAAGUGCUUUUGAAGAUACUGGAUUGUAAAAAUAAAAAGUCAUUUUCA